GGCUUUCUUACUCUACAAAGAAGACAGUCGCAGCGAGUAACCCAUUUGGCACAGAGAUGAAAUCCACGAAAGCUUGUGCUCCCUACCUUGGCAUUGUUGUGGUCCAAUUAGCAUAUGCAGGAUCCAACAUCCUCUGCAAGCUUGCAUUAGAGCAGGGACUAAGCUUCCUCGUCUUCGUCGUGUACCGGCAUCUCAUCGCUUUGCUCAUCUUGGCUCCUCUCGCUUAUGUUCUCGAGAGGAACCGGAGGCCCUCCCUCUCAUUUCCUCUGCUCGUGAAGGUCUUCAUUCUGGCAAUGUUUGGGAUAACUAUUCACCAAAAUGUGUACUACCUCGGACUGGAUUACACUUCUCCUACCGUCGCCAGUGCCUUGAGCAAUGUCAUCCCAGCUCUCACCUUCAUAUUGACAGCUAUCCUGAGGAUGGAGAAGGCCAGCUUGAGGAGUCCCAAGGGGAGGGCAAGGAUCGUGGGUACCAUCUUUUGCAUCAGUGGUGCCCUAGUUUUCACAUUCUGGAAAGGCUUUCUGUUGGAAGGCUUUGUCAAGAGACCUUUGAUUGAGAUGCAUGCCGAAGGUGAUGUGCAUCACAAAGAAGACUGGCUUAAAGGCUCUGUUCUUAUCCUAACCAGCUACAUCGCAUACACUGCAUGGCUUAUUCUUCAGGUGCAUCAGACUGAAACCAGUGAGCAUAUAUCUCAGGCGAUCAUCUGUGAGGUCUAUCCAGCCAGACUAUCAUUGAACACCAUGAUCUGCUUCUUUGCAUCACUGCAAUCUUCUGCAGUUGCACUCGUCUUCGAAAGGAAUGCUGCAUCAUGGAGACUGAAUUGGAACCUACAGCUCCUCACCAUCAUCUAUUGCGGAACUGUGAUCUCUUGCCUCACAUACUACUUGCUGACGUAUUGUAUUGGUGAGAAGGGACCGGUCUUUGCCGCCACAUUCAUCCCACUGCAGCUGGUGAUCGUAGGAUUCCUCUCGGCCUUCAUUUUCGCCGAACGACUUCAUAUUGGCAGCUUGAUCGGGGUAUUCAUCAUAAUUGUGGGACUCUAUUGCGUUCUCUGGGGAAAAAGCAGAUACUCCAAUGAGUAGGACGAGAAGAGUUCUAUGAAAGCAUGUCAACCCUAAUCAGAAGUCAGAAAUAAAAAAGACAAGAAAAGAAAAGAAAAGA
Molecule: messenger RNA, 1161 nt
Organism: Musa acuminata subsp. malaccensis (wild Malaysian banana)
Lineage: Eukaryota; Viridiplantae; Streptophyta; Magnoliopsida; Zingiberales; Musaceae
Source: RefSeq, a predicted model, not a curated record